AUGCGUAUUGUUGUAAGCGUUGGAGCCAGCACAACCCCACCCUCUCCUCCUCUCUCCCCUCCUGCCCCUUCUCCCCCUUCUCCUCCUGGCCCCCCUUCUCCCCCUGCCCUCCCUCCUCCCCCUGCCCCCCCUCCUCCCCCUGCCCCCCCUGCUCCCCGCGCUCCCCCUGCCCCCCCUGCUCCCCGCGCCUCCCCUGCCCCCCUUGCUCCCCCUGCUUCCCUUGCUCCCCCUGCUUCCCUUGCUCCCCCUGCUUCCCGUGCCCCCCCUGCUUCCCUUGGCCCCCCUGCCCCCCCUCCUCCCCCGAUCCCCCUUCCUCCCCCUGCCCUCUCUGCUCCUCCUGCCCCCCCUGCCCCCCCUCCUCCCCCUGGCCUCCCUGCUCCUCCUGUCCCCCCUGUUGCCCCUGCUCUGGCCACAUCCCCUGCUCUGCCGGACUCAUUUUCUCUUGCUGCUAAUGCAGCUGCCUCUGCUCUCCUUGCCCCCCCUACCCCCCCUGUUCCCCCUGCACCUGCUGCCCGUGCCCCCCCUGCUCCCCCUGCUUCCCCCAACGUCCUUGCUCUUGCACCUGCUGCAGCUGCCUCUGCUCUCCUUGCUCUUGCAUCCUCUGCAGCUGCCUCUGAUCUCCUUAAUCUUGCUGCUGCUACAUCUGCCGCUGCUGAUGCUCUUGCCAUCCUGGCUGCCAGGCUCCUAGGGGGUGCUGCUACCCUCUGA
Messenger RNA from Closterium sp. Naga37s-1, 708 nucleotides. The record is from the annotation of a GenBank genome assembly. NCBI's taxonomy places the organism in Eukaryota, Viridiplantae, Streptophyta, Zygnematophyceae, Desmidiales, Closteriaceae.